GAAAUCGAGACGGGUACAAUAAUUUUCAUUGCUCUUAUUGAAAGAGUUCUGCUCUUAUCUUCUGACACUCGGAAGGGAAAAAAUCGAUGACGCGUUCGUGUUCAACUGAAAUGCCGGAUGUUAAAAGCGGUACUGUACGCAAUUUUAUCGAAUAUUGGCAAGUGUCAUCGCAAUUCAUUUCGGGCAAAUAUGAAAUAUAAGUGUCUUAGAAAAGAUUCUAGCUGCAAGUGUUUUCAAAGUUUCUAUCGUGAUACCGCAACGCUGGGUUAAAAUGAGGAGAAUCAUUAAGUACCACAUCUGUGUAGGCGCGAAUCUGUAAUUUAUAGUCAAAAUAUUAUCCAUCAUCUUCGAGCUGAAGUAGACAGUCUAGACAACGCUCGCUUUGCGAUACUGAAAAUGAAAAAAGUCUUGUAUGGCAAAAAAGUCGAAGAUAUUAUUGUGGCCGUUGCUCAGUCCAGUGGCAGUGCAAUUUUCCAUCAUCGUUGUGACGUUAAAGAAAGCCUCACCGGAUUGUAAAGUGUGGAGUUCAGUUUUUGAGACCACGCGCACUGAUACAAGAGUCGAGACAAAAUCGUGCAGUCAGAAAGAGAAAGUCAACGUUUGCGAGCUUAACUCUGGGCGUAUGCACGGAAAAACGUCGUCUACGUAACAGGUCAAGAACUUCUUUCAACAAAACAAUAUUUUCAUUUGUCAAUUUCAAUUCGUAAGACGUCAGCAUCGUCAGGACGAUAAAUUUUAGAACAACGCCGCGGUAACAGGUCUGUUCGAGUCAACAAGUUAUUUAUUUAUCGCCAACAAGCCGUUGACAGAUUGACAUGAAUUGUCCACAAGAGCUAAGAGGCACUGCGAUGAAGCUACCGCCGUACCGGGGUCGAUUAUAAGAUGCUCUUGAGAAUAUCACGGCUGUGCGGAACACAUCAGCUACAAUGUUCAAAGCAUGGUCAAAAUUCUGGGCAAACAGAGCAAGAAAACGCAGCGAAGAAAAACAGCGGCAAUCACAACAUAUCGAAGACACAUUCUCGGAACGUCUAGCGAGCAGAAGUGUCGCAGGAAAGAGAAGUUCUAAAAUUGACGUUGGUUUUACCUCUCAACAGAACGUGAAUAAGGACACCGAGGAUGGAGAACGAAGGCCAACGUUUUCAAGAUUUUUGAAACUGUGGAAAGGUUUAAGGAAUUCAAAGAGACGAGCUCAAAAUGAAAACGAAGAGACGACAAGGGCCGUUGUGUUCACGAUCCCCACGGAAGACGUUUUUCCAAAGACGAAUGCAAGACACCAAAACUAUCAUCAAGAUGCUAUCACGCAGACAGAUGGUUUUCAGACACACUUGUGCGAAGUGCAUCGAGUGACGCAUGACGUCUUCGAAGGCUACAGAAAUCAGGAUUUGCACGUUCUAGAGGAAGAGGAAAACGAAACAUGUCAAGUGGAAACUGCGACGGAAUCGUCAAACAACAAAAGCGGAGACACAGAAAACUGUGAAAUGGUUGCGGUUGUGGAAGUGGGGAAAAAGACUGAAGUUCCAGUGAGGAAAACUAGCAAGGAAAAGCAUAUACAAGACAAAGAUGAAGGGAAAUCGUCAUCCAAAGAGAGCGACGUUGACUCGGGCUGCGGCUCCUCGUGUCAUGAGAUGUAUACCACGGAACCCCUGAUUGCGCACGCGCAAUUGAGCGUUUCAUCGUUGGUUUACUGUCAUGCGCAGAGAGCCGAAGAAGCGACUGAGGGUGAAUUUUUGGGCAAAAACCCUGCGAGCUUUUUCGAAAGCAAAGGGGUCGAAAAGAAAGCAGAAUUUGGCCACGAACUGUGUUCGAGUCUGGAUGGCGGCCCUACCCAGCAACAGGAGAUUAAAAAUGAGCCUGGAGACGAGGCAAACACCUUUGAGGAGUUAAUACAACUUGCAAAAGACGGCAUGAGCACUCUGGCACGAAAACGAGUCGACAAUUCGGGCAAAAAGAACAAGAGCUCUGAUAGUUUUGAAACAAACACGCCAGGAGUUCGACAUUCCGAUGAUGAAAUCACCUCGACGGUCAAAAACGACAAACCUCGAAUCAAACUUGAGGAGAGUUUUAAAUCAGGGAUUUAUUCUAAUGUUUGUCCGGACGACGAGAUUAAACGUGCGGCGUCUACUUCCUCGUGCUUUGGAGAUUAUCCUAAAACCGUUAAAGCGUUGCAAUGUAAACCAAUUGAAAGACAAUUUGAUGUAUCAUCGGCUUUAGGUAUUACUCUGCCGUGUGCUACGACUGGCGAAACCAAUUUAAACGCGGAAGGAAGCCAUUCCGGUGUGUCCGUGGACGAACCUCUGCACUCUACAACGAUGGUGGGUAAGAAUUCAAGCUCUGGUGCUUAUCUCGUCGAAAUACCAACAAUAACGUUCGAGUCGGAAUCAGAAACGGCGAGUGACUCUUUACGAACGACAACUGAGUUUCCUGAAAAGCACUGCUUGGCUAGCGCACAAGAUACAUCACGUCAGGAAGAUAGCAAACAGCUUGAAAAGGAACACUACGACAAGCCUACAGUGUGCGACUUAAAAGACACUCAAAAGUCUGAAACGUUUGAAAAAACGACAACAUUUACCGUUAAGAAUUCAAGACAGUUUGUUGUUAAACAGUGCUAAUGUUAUCAUAGAGAAGACAGACAGGCCAAGAAGUAUGAUUUUACCAUCACACAUCGGGAACAGCAUUGAUAAGCCUGUGAAAGUGCCAAGUCUUGAAACACUGCAGUUGCCAUCUCGUGGACAAACUGCGGACAAUUCUGGUAGGAUUCGGUCGUUUUCGGCGACGAUUCGUCGGAAGUUGUCGUUCCGUGAACGGAUUAGCUCGGAUGAUUUAGAUCUUGAAAAGCAGUGCCCCGAUGAUGCUAAAAACAAGAAACUCAAAGGUUUCCGUAGUUUUCGAAUUAACAAGAAAAAAAAGACGAAACCGUUGAAAAAAGAUGAGAUCAGUUAUUCUACUGGAUGUCUCUCAGAUUCCAAGAAAUAUCUGUCGACCAUUGAUAAAAUUUUCCACGAAAACACAGAAAGCGCUUUAUUCACUGAUGUUCCAUUCACCAUUCCUGAAAUCUCGGAACAAUAAGAUAUCUUACUCAAGCAAAGAAACUUCAAACUUUAGAUGCACAACAGUAAACUUUACACUGAGAUUUUUUUGACAUGACAGGAUGUAAACAUCUUUUUUACUUUGAGUUGAAUUCGAAAACACGAUGUUUGCAUUUCAUUUAGGAUAACUUAACUUCAUACUUUUAUUUUUAAUAUGUUUGUACAUACAAAAUAAGUAACAGUCGAAAGUUUAAUUUUGUAAAUCAAGACUGUGGUUUGUAUAUAAGCGUUUGUGCAUAAAGUGCAAUUUUUUCAGUAGAAAAGAGGCUGUAUUUUUUUAAAAAAGUGUAUAUAACGGAAAGUUGUGUGUAUAGAACUAAAACGAAAUACAUUCAAUCAAGCAGGUUUCAAAGUUAAUUGCUCAAGAAAAUUCAGUAUUGUUUAACCUUGUACAAAUAUGCCAAUGGAGCAAAUGGAUAUCCAGCAAUAAUUUCCAGAAUGGUAAUAAUUCUAUGUCCAGAAUCCACGAACAUAAUCCCUGAGUUUAAUUCUUUAGUAUAAGUAAUUGGGUAAG
This is a messenger RNA of Dendronephthya gigantea, 3600 nucleotides long. RefSeq lists its product as uncharacterized. The coding region runs from base 927 to 2609 and encodes 560 amino acids. The record is from RefSeq and is a predicted model, not a curated record. NCBI's taxonomy places the organism in Eukaryota, Metazoa, Cnidaria, Anthozoa, Malacalcyonacea, Nephtheidae. The transcript has 4 exons.